CAGCAUCUGGUUCAGGGAAAGUUGUGAUAUGCUGUUAACUGUCACAGUAUUCCGAGUGUGGACGUGUGGUGUCCUACAGAAGAACAUAUGCCCUAUUCUUGACACGGCUGUUUUGCAGAUCAACCCUCCCACCAUCCGGACUGUUUUGCAACUCGUCUUGGUCCAGAGCCGAUCGGGGGCCUCACGAGCCGAGCCGUUCCCGAUCCAGAGCCUGCGCAGCCAUGGAGCUCGUGGCCUCCGGCGAUCCUGAAGCCAGGGCGUUCGAUCUGCGCACACGUCAGGGCGGCGCUGCAAGACAGGCCGCGGCUCCACGUCAGGGAACCAGGGAGCUCGCCGGCAGGCCGCCGCUCCCGAAGCUAGGGUGAUCGAUCUGCGUCCUUCCUCCGUUGCUCCAAGGCAGCGACACGUCAGGGCGGUGUUGCAAGGCAGGCCGCGGCUCCACGUCAGGGCGCCGCGCUCCAAGGUAGGCCGCCGCUCCACCGCUGGCCGCCCUUGGGUUGUAGCUGGCCUAGUUCAACGCCGUUCAACGUCGUCUCCUUUCACGCCCACGUACAGAGAUGGCUCUCGAUGAUCCCAUGGAACUCGAUGAUCGACGAGGCCAGGAGGUCGCCGCCGUCGUCGUUGAACCGACGAACAUUGAGGAGGUCGACCACGUUGACGUGUCUCUUUCCAUGCCUCACAACGUGAUCUCCGUAGAAGAGGUAGAUGCACUGGGACUCGUGAAUGCCGAUUUUAACAGUGAAUCAUCGCCUGUUCGUGAAGAGAACUUCUUGUGUGAAGAUAACGAGACUACUGUCAAAAUGAAUGAUGCAUUUAGAACACCAACGAAGAAAAAACAUGUUCUUGAGAAAGGGAUGUUGUUUGAUGAUGUGGAAGCGGCUCAUAAAUUUUAUAUGGAAUAUGCACAUAGUAUUGCUUUUUCUGUUCGUAUAGGUCAACAGAAAUUAGAUGCUAAUGGAGUGGUUAUCUGGAAGCGGUUCUUGUGUGCAAGAGAAGGGUAUAAAACAGAAAAAGAAGAAGGUGCUAGUGGUUCAUCAUCAAAGGGUCGCAGAAGUAGGGAGUCGAGAUGUGGAUGUCCAGCUUAUAUUUAUGUUAAACGCACUCCUGAAGGCAAGUAUGUCAUUGCAGCACUAUAUGAGGAACAUAACCAUGCCUUUGUGACACCUAGCAAACGUCACCUCCUUCGAUCCAACCGUUCUGCCAACGAGAAGGCAAAAACUACUCUUUUCAAUUGUCACAAGGCUAGCAUAGGAACAUCACAAGCAUUUAGGUUACUUCAGAUUGGUGCAGGGGGUUUUGAGUACGUUGGAUGCACAAAAAAGGAUUUGCAGAACUACUACAAUGAUUUCAGACACAAAAUAAAGGACGCAGACGCUCAGAUGUUUAUUGAGAAUUUACAUACACUCAACAAGUUGGACCACAAUUUCUUCUUUGAAUAUGAGGUAAAGGAUGGUCGGUUGUUUCGAGUGUUUUGGGCUGAUACAACUAGUAGGAAGAAUUAUGUCCAUUUUGGUGAUAUGUUGUCUUUUGAUACUACCUACAGCACAAACCAGUAUGACAUGAAAUUCGCUCCUUUUACUGGGGUCAAUCAUCAUAUGCGUUCCAUUUUCUUUGGUGCUGCUUUUUUAGCUGAUGAGAAGAUUGAGAGCUAUGUAUGGUUGUUUAACACCUUUCUUCGAGCUAUGGGAGGGAAGGCUCCAUCAUUUAUUGUAAAAUAUGAGGAUGCUAGCAUCAAGACUGCCAUUGCCAUCGUUCUUCCUUACACUAUAUACAGGUUGUGCAUGUGGCACAUUAUGAAAAAGUUGCCUGAGAAAAUUGAUGCCAACCUUCUGAAAGAUGAUGAGUUUAGGAAGACGAUCAACUUAUAUGUAUGGGGUUCAGAAACUAUAGAAGAGUUUGAGAGCAGAUGGCAAGCAUGGAUUGCAAAGUAUCACUUUGAGAACAAUGAAUGGUUAGUUGGAAGGUAUGAAAUCCGCAAAUCAUGGAUACCUGCAUACUUCAGGGAAAUAUAGCUUGGAGGUAUACUCCGAACAACCUCUAGAUCAGAAAGUGCUAAUUCAUUUUUCAGUCGCUUUAUUGGUCGCAAGCUUGCACUUGUAGAAUUUUGAAUAAGGUUUGAUACAGCAUUAAAAUGUCAGAGGCGGGAUGAAUUGAUCGAUGAUAACACUUCUAUGCAUACCAACCCAAAGCUUUUGACAUCGUGGGAAUUAGAGAGACAUGGUGGUGCCAUUUUCACACACGAGGUUUUUAGAAGAUUCCAGAAUGAGUUGCUAGCAGCAAGAGAGCAAUGUGAUGUACAGAGCACAACUGAAAUGGAGGAUAGAACAAUUGUUAAAGUGGUCGACAACUUCAACAGACCAAGAGAGGUGAUUUUCUUUAAUGCCGAUCAGGUACAUAAGUGUUCAUGCAUGUUAUUCGAGUCCAUAGGAAUACCAUGUCGCCAUAUUAUACGGAUGCUAAGAUCUGCAAGGAUAAGUGAACUACCCAUGCACUACAUCACCAAGAGAUGGACCAAAAAUUGCAAAAGAGAAGCAGCAUUUGAUAGUGAAGGAAAUUUAUUAAUUGAGAAGUCCAUUACGUCCAUGGAAGAUAGUACGAGAAGAAAGAUGGCAACUGCCCAUAAAAAAUUUGAAGAUAUUUUCCAAAUGGCCAAAACUUCUGAGGAAGGUCUGGACAUUCUUAUACAGAAUUUGGAGAGGCCCUCCUUAUUAUUUGAGCCUAUAUCUCGUACAGGACAGGAGGAACAAGAAAGUUUUAUUGGAUAUCCAUUCCGGAAAAUGUACAAGUACAUCCACCUAGUGACAUUCGUUCGAAGGGGAGGUGUAAGAGAAUAGUAGGCUAUGCUGAUAAACACAAAAGGACUCAAAGUUCAGGUCCGCGUAAAUGCACAUCAUGCAAAGACAUUGGACACGGUAGGCGCAAUUUCCCAAAUAAAGAUGCAGCCCCACCAUGAGUUC
This is a messenger RNA of Panicum hallii, 2957 nucleotides long. Its product is annotated as protein FAR1-RELATED SEQUENCE 5-like. Bases 558 to 2012 code for a protein of 484 amino acids. Gene Ontology annotation, biological process: regulation of DNA-templated transcription. Lineage: Eukaryota; Viridiplantae; Streptophyta; Magnoliopsida; Poales; Poaceae. The record is from RefSeq and is a predicted model, not a curated record. The transcript is spliced from 6 exons.